Messenger RNA from Thunnus maccoyii (southern bluefin tuna), 878 nucleotides. Its product is annotated as calcium and integrin-binding protein 1-like. The coding region runs from base 112 to 684 and encodes 190 amino acids. The record is from RefSeq and is a predicted model, not a curated record. Gene Ontology annotation, molecular function: calcium ion binding. The transcript has 7 exons. Lineage: Eukaryota; Metazoa; Chordata; Actinopteri; Scombriformes; Scombridae.
AAGGGAGUGCGCUAGUCAAAACACCGGAAGUAAGCGAUGCCAACCAACUAGUUAGUUCAGGGGUAACUAUUUACAACACCAAAAGUACAUUUUCGAGUUGAAAAUAACAAGAUGGGAACAACAGCAAGUCAACUCGGGAAGGAUUUGCUCUCAGAAUACCAAGAGCUGACAUUCUUGACAAAACAAGAAAUUCUUCUUGCUCACAAGAGAUUCACCGAACUGCUUACAAAAGAUGAGAAAGACAUUGGGACUAAUACCAGAGUACCAAUGGAUAGGAUUCUUACUCUGCCAGAGCUCAAGUCCAACCCUUUCAGGGAAAGAAUCUGCCAUGUAUUCUCAACAUCUGAACACAAAGAUGGAAGCCUCACAUUUGAGGACUUUCUGGAUCUUUUGAGUGCCUUCAGCGACUCUGCCACUCUGGAAAUCAAAUCCCACUAUGCAUUCCGUAUAUUUGACUUUGACGAUGAUGGAACCCUUGACUGCGGUGAUCUGGAGAAGCUGGUUAACUGCCUGACUGGUGACACAAAUGACACAAGACUAACCCCCGACGAAAUGAGACAGCUCAUCAACAAUAUUCUUGAGGAGUCGGACAUUGACAAGGACGGAACCGUUAACCUGUCUGAGUUUCAGCAUGUUAUUUCAAGGUCGCCAGAUUUUGUCAGUUCUUUCAAGAUUGUGCUGUGAAGACCUACUGUGGACUAUGGAAUUGAUCACCCAUUAAUUAUUCUAUUAUGAUGUGUGAUUUUUUUUAGUUAGAACAGUUUUAGAGAUUUGCCUUAAAUUAUAUUUACCUGUGGAUUUUACUGCCUUAACCCUUUUAUGUGAAAGAAAAAUUCUGAUGUUUUUUAAUUUCUAUAAAGAAAGCUUCCAAAACUAAA